AUGCCUUUAUGGAUCAAUUCACACUUGGGGUAUCGUGCACUAACAAUUCGUUUUACAGAUUCAACGACUCCAUCAGAUCAGAAUAUAUCGCAAACAGACGGGAGUUCCAGCGAUUCUGGCGCUACGGACAGUACAUCAACGGAUGAUCCAACUUCAGCCACACCAGAUCCAGGUACCAGUUCACCGACCCCUCAGUCGACUACCACAACUACCACAACAACCCAAGAGCCUACUACUACGACCACAACAACAGACGCACCUACCACUGAAACUACCACAGAAGAACCUUCUCCAACUGUCACGCAAUCCCCACAAACAACCCCCAGUAAUCCUGCUCCAUUUACCACGACCGAUGUAGUUGUCCACGUUACCAGUGUGAUAGCAUCACAGCCAUCCAGUAUAUCAUCUGUUUUCAUUCCGUCAAGUUCUAUGACUUUAAUAUCAUCGAGUGUCAUUGCAUCAGCGGCAUCUACAUCCGUUAUGCAACCACUCCCUACUACUGCAAGUUGCUCUGCCAAUAAUGCCACGUGUCCCACAGGGCAAUACUGCAAUGCAAGCAAUCAAACAUGCCAAGUGAUGCUAGCUGAUGGAACUGCAUGUUCCAGCGGUAAUAUGUGCUUAUCCGGGACGUGCAGUGAUUCGAUUUGCGGGCCAUCCUCUUCAUCAUCUGGACAAAAUUCUGCUGGAAAAAUCGCUGGUAUUGUGCUAGGCUCUGUAGGGGGUGUAGGAUGUGCCGUAGGGGUGCUGUUGUGCGUACGAAGGCGUAAUCGAAACCAUCAAAUACAGCGGAUGCGAGGGUUCACGCCGUCCAUGGCACUCAAUGGACACCUGAACGAUAAAAACAUGGGAAGUUUCAAACGGAUGAACAACGCCGAGCGACACAAAUCAGAUUACUCUUUUACCAGCGAGCAGGCGGCGCUGGAGUCCCUGAGCAGUAUGUCGAUGAGCAUGUCGCCUAUUGGACGACAAUCCGCCGUCUACUACAAAGAUAACCAACUCCACAGCUUGUCAGGGACCAUGUCCCCCUUUGAAGACGGCGACGCCACAUCGUAUACCAGUUCCCAGCCGGUCAUGAUGGCCAGUGUCCCAUUGGCUACGUACAAGCAUGCCCCCCGAUCGUCGAAAUUCGAUUUCCUUCAAAAUGCUCUUGCCAACCGUCACCCCAUUCAAACAGCUGCCAGCCCGCUGGCCAAGUCCUCUCCGUCCAUAGCAUCGUCGGUGCGAAAUUCAGGCUUGAGUUCUGUCAAUGGAAGUAAUUGGGAAGCUCUUAUUAGUCCACCGCGGUCGGGCUUUGUAGACGCUGAGCGACGGGGCUCCAAUCGUAUGUCCUCUACGACAUUUGGUUCUGGCCACCAUCAUGUCGGCAUAGGUGACGACGAGAGCGUGGCCGACCCUAUCUUUUCUCCAGCGGUUUCUCAUGCAUCUGCCAGAGUGGUGAUGCCUAACCAAACACUUCCUCCACCUUCUCAUAAUCCCUUCCGAACCCACACACCUUCCAUCGUCCCUCAAGAUGCCUGGACUAAAGAGGAUGAGGAUGGUAUGAAGAACUACCAGUACUUUUAA
This is a messenger RNA of Umbelopsis ramanniana AG, 1563 nucleotides long. RefSeq lists its product as uncharacterized. Bases 1 to 1563 code for a protein of 520 amino acids. The record is from RefSeq and is a predicted model, not a curated record. NCBI's taxonomy places the organism in Eukaryota, Fungi, Mucoromycota, Umbelopsidomycetes, Umbelopsidales, Umbelopsidaceae. The transcript has a single exon.